This is a messenger RNA of Labrus mixtus (cuckoo wrasse), 4152 nucleotides long. Its product is annotated as protein EFR3 homolog B-like. Gene Ontology annotation, biological process: protein localization to plasma membrane. The coding region runs from base 788 to 3526 and encodes 912 amino acids. The record is from RefSeq and is a predicted model, not a curated record. NCBI's taxonomy places the organism in Eukaryota, Metazoa, Chordata, Actinopteri, Labriformes, Labridae. Gene Ontology annotation, cellular component: plasma membrane. The transcript has 24 exons.
CUCUCACUUCGUCAUGCAGCGGCCUUUGACGCAACAUCUGGUGUUUCCACGGCAACCAUAAACUGAAGGAUUUCUCUGGCUUUGAGAACUGUUGGAAAUAUGUGAGGUAAUGUAAAAAGAACUCAACAAAACAAAAUGAAAUAGGUGUAGUCCCCUGUGAAUUUUGUUGUCAGAUAUUAUCAGCAUGUUAAAGUUUAUCAAAGUUUGUGUCUGAGCAGCAGGAAACUCUGAGUGAUGUCAUCAUGAAGUUUGAGCUCCAAGUGAACGUCUGCAGGUGAGCUAGUCCAGGUACAGAUCAGACUCAUCUUCUGAGAUGUUUAAAUGGUAAUGACCUGUAGCAGCCAGCAGGGGGAGCUCCUGCAUCACCACAGCUGUCAGUGUUUGUUUUCCUCUGUGAUGACAUGUUUGACACAUCACUGCCUCAGUCUCCACUCUGAUGACUUCAUUGUUAUCAAAACUUCAUCACUAAUAUCUCUUACAACGUGACAUUUUACCUUUUCUUUUCUCAGACGUAAAGGAGCAUGUUUACAUUUAGAGGUAAAUGAAGCUGCUCCGACGUGUGCUGUGAUGUCACACAUGGCUCGGAGGUCUAUGGAUGGCAUGUAUUGAUCGGUGAUCAGAAGUGUACAGGACAGUACGAGCUGAGCUGAUGUUACAUAAGCAGCUGUCUGUGUGUGUGUCAGAGAAUCAGCUGUAAGAGAGCAGCGCUGGAGUCGAGCAGGACGCGGUGACCUGCACCUUCCAUCGCUCCGUGCCUCAGCUUUUCUGUCUUCCUGUCAGCAUCGAGAUGCCGGGGACUCUUCCUAGGUUUCCCAGCAUGCAGCGGGGGAUGACCAUGCCCUCCUUGUUCAGCGGUGUCAGCACUCCCAGUUUACCCCGAGGCCUCACCAUGCCCAGCAUGCCCAGUUUUCCCAGCAUGCCCAGUCUACCGCGCGGCAUCACAGUGCCCAGUUUUCCCAGCCUGCCUAGGGGCAUCACUGUUCCCAGUUUUCCCAGCAUGCCCAGUUUACCGCGAGGCAUCACCGUACCCAGUUUACCCAGAGGGAUGUCGCUGCCGAGGUCCGUCGCCAUGUCGACCGUAUCUCAGGCUCCUCGGAGGCUGCUGCAGGACUGCUGCUCCGUGCUGGACCACCAAACACCAGGAGGUCUGUGCGGCUGCUGCUGGGCGCUGCGGCCUCGCUACAAGCGGCUGGUCGAUAAUAUUUUUCCAGAAGACCCCGAGGAGGGUCUGGUGAAGGCCAACAUGGAGAAGCUGACGUUCUUCGCUCUGUCGGCUCCGGAGAAACUUGACCGUAUCGCUGCGUACCUGUCGGAGCGCCUCACCCGAGACCUGAACCGCCACCGCUAUGGGUAUGUGUGUAUUGCGAUGGAGGCGAUGGAGCAGCUGCUGCUGGCCUGUCACUGUCAGAGCAUCAACAUGCUGGUGGAGAGUUUCCUCAGCACGCUGCGUCUGCUGCUUGAACACGACAAACCACACCUGCAGAUGCUCGCCACCAACUCUUUUGUGAAGUUUGCAAACAUCGAGGAGGACACGCCGUCGUACCACCGCAGCUACGACUUCUUCGUGUCUCGCUUCAGUGAGAUGUGUCACUCUGAGGACGAAGACCCGGAGAUGCGGAACAAGAUACGUGUGUCGGGGAUCCGUGGUCUGCAGGGCGUGGUCAGGAAGACGGUGGACGACGAGCUGCAGGUGAACAUCUGGGAGCUGCGUCACAUGGACCAGAUCGUCCCCGCUCUGCUGGUCAACCUGCAGCAGCACACACACUCAGACAGUGAGUCUCCAGCAGAGCAGACUGAGGUGUGUUUCAGGGAGCUGCUGGGACGAGCCGCUUACGGUCACAUUAACAACGCAAUCCGACCUGUGCUGAUGCACCUGGACAGUCACAGUCUUUGGGAAGGACGAAGUUUUGCUGUUCAGUGUUUUCAGAUCAUCAUGUACUCCAUCCAGACUCAGCACUCUCACCUGGUCAUCCAGCAGCUGUUGGGUCACCUGGACGCCAACAGCAGGAGUCCGGCUUCAGUCCGAGCCGGCAUCGUCGAGGUUCUGUCUGAAGCUGCUGUGAUAGAAGCUACCGGAUCUGUAGGACCCACAGUACUGGAGGUGUUCAACACGUUACUGCGACAGCUCAGGCAGAGUGUCGACUACCAGCUGACUGGUUACUAUGACAACGCAGGGCAAAACAAAACCACCUCAGCCGAGGAGAAAACACUGCAGGACGCCGUCAUCAAAACCAUCGGAUCCUUCGCCAACACACUCCCUGUCUACCAGAGGUCAGAGGUCAUGCUGUUCAUCAUGGGAAAGAUCCCUGUACCUGGAAUCUACCCCGCCCUGGGGUCGCCCAACGCCGGGUUUGAGGGCAGCAUAAUGAUCCAGGUGAUGUUGUUGAAGUCUCUCCUGCAGGUGUCUGAGCGUUAUGAGAGCAGUAACCUGCUGAUGGCUCUGCCCUCGUCCUUCUUGGAGCCGCUGCUCUCCUUCACUUUGAUGGAGGAUCCAGAGAUCCGCCUCCUUGUCCUCUCCAUACUCACCUCGCUCAUUGACCGACGCCAGAACGCCGCCAGACUCUCCACUGCCAGUGUGACGUUUGAUGUUUCCCUGUUGGAGCUGAAGGAGGACAGAUGUUCUCGUCAGGACGUUUUGUUCAUCAGGAAGCAUGCUCAGCGUCUCUACAGGCACGUGUACCUCACCUGUAAGGAGGAGAGCAGUGGGCGGGGCCACUACCAGGCGCUCAUCACCCUAUUGGCUGUCCUAAGUGUGGAGCUGUGCAAUGAGGAGAUGGUGGUUGAUCUGAUCCGCCUGGUGCUUGCUCUGCAGGAGCUGGCGUUGUCCAAUCAGGAGCGUCUGUCAGUGUUGAACCGCUGCGGUGUUCACGCCCUCUGCGCCGUCUUCCUCCACCUGGUGUCUCAGCUCGGUCCUCCUCCUGCUCUGCAGCAACACAUCACACAGGUGGUAGAGCGCAGACAGAAGGACGCUCCUCACCUGCUGCCCCAUGACGUGUUCUGUGAAAACCCCAGUCUGCCAGAUGGUGAGCUGCAGGUGGGUGAAGACUUUCUGUUCGUCCAAUCAGAGAUCUGCGAGGCUCUGAGAGGAAGCAGCUACAGUGCACACGACGACCGCUUCAACACACCGUACACACCUCAGCUGACAGAUGAAGAUCGUCUGUGUAAGAGGAAGAGUAUUGGAGACGUCGUGUCUCUGCAGAUUGACAUGAACCUUCAGAACGGCUCUGACACACAGCAGAGGCCUGAGACGGAGCAGAUCACCUUUGAGACGUUGAAGAACACGAUCGAGGAUCGGGGGAGUGUGGAGGAGGAGGAGCGCAGGAGGAUGCAGCUGGUGGAGAAGUUUCAGACGGCUCCGUUUGAGGAGAUCGCUGCUCACUGUGGCGCCCGGACGUCGCUGCUUCAGUCCAAACUGAAUGAGGUGUUCGACCUGAUCAUCCGUCCUCCUCCCUCACCGUCCGGUCAGUCGCAGCCGCGCUCCACGCCGCUCUACGAGAUGAAGUUCCCCGACCUCUGUGUUUAUUAGUGUUCGGUAUCCAGGUAGGAGAGGAGACAAGGAGGCAGGAGAGGACAGAAGAAGAGGAGGCAGGGAGAUAGGAGAGGAGAUGAGGAGGUAGGUUAAGAAAGACAGGAAGGAGACUCACAUGAGCACUUUAACUGUUUUUGAUGAUUAGAAAUAUUUUGUUUUGUUUUUGUCAGAAUAUAAUUUAUUGUUUGUGUGAAUUAAAUUAUUGAUUCAUUUUUGAUCCGUGUAUAAAAAAGAACGUCGUGAUGUUCCCUUGUUGUCGUGUUUAAUGUUUCUGUUUGAGACCGGAGUGAAAAAAUAAAUUAUUUUACUUUAAUUUGUUUGUUUUUCUGUAUUUUCUUUAAUGUUUGACUUCUUUUAUUACAUGACCUCAUCCAGGGAGUUUUUAUUUUGUUACUCCGUCUUCUUUCUUGGUUUCCUGUUUACAGCUUUUACCCCAUAGUCGACACUGUUUAGGCUAAGUGUUGAGGGGCUUUGGGGGACUUUGAGGGGGGUCUCUUUUGAAAGUAAGAGUGUAAAGAUGUGUGAAGUGAAGCUUCCUGUGUGACAUGGUGGUUUGAUUAUUCAGACUGUUAAAUGUUGAAGUGGCGUGCGUCCACUCUGACAGUGAAGAGGAUGAAGAACAC